AUGGCAAUGCUCCUGGAGCCUGGAAUGCAGAGCCUGCGGCUGGGUGCCAAUGGAGAGGGAUGUCCCACUCCAUCCCCCCCUGGAUCCCCAGGGACAUCCCAUGACAGCUGCAGCAUUGCCCCCCUGACACCCUCUCAGUCACCGAGGAGUGAGGCACGUUCCCAGCAAACUCCUUCCUUCUCCGUAGUGGUGGCCAUCGACUUUGGCACCACCUCCAGUGGCUAUGCCUUCAGCUUCACCAGUGACCCAGAGGCCAUCCACAUGAUGAGGAAAUGGGAAGGAGGAGACCCAGGGGUGGCCAAUCAGAAGACUCCCACCAGCCUCCUGCUGACUCCAGAGGGGACAUUCCACAGCUUUGGAUAUACUGCCAGGGAUUACUACCACGACCUGGACCCUGAGGAAGCCCGAGAAUGGCUCUACUUUGAGAAGUUCAAGAUGAAGAUUCACAGCACCAGUGAUCUGACCAUGAAGACUGAGUUGGAAGCUGUCAAUGGGAAGAAGAUGCCAGCGCUGGAGGUGUUUGCCCAUGCCCUGCGAUUCUUGAAGGAGCAUGCAGUGCAGGAACUAAAGGACCAGUGCCCAUCCCUGCCUGAGCGAGAUGCCAUCCGUUGGGUCCUCACCGUUCCUGCAAUCUGGAAGCAACCAGCCAAGCAGUUCAUGCGAGAAGCUGCCUACAAGGCCGGGCUGGUGUCCCCAGAGAACCCUGAGCAGCUGCUGAUCGCGCUGGAGCCUGAAGCUGCUUCCAUCUACUGCCGCAAACUGCGGCUCCACCAGGUGCUGGAGCUGAGCUGUCGCCCCCAGGGCCAGGAUCACACCCAGCACAUUGACUCCAGCUUCAGGCAGGCCCGGGAGCAGCUCCGGCGAUCCCGGCACAGCCGCACGUUCCUGGUGGAAUCGGGAGUUGGAGAGCUUUGGUCAGAGCUGCAGGCAG
This is a messenger RNA of Acanthisitta chloris (rifleman), 931 nucleotides long. RefSeq names its product heat shock 70 kDa protein 12B-like. The record is from RefSeq and is a predicted model, not a curated record. The transcript has 8 exons. Lineage: Eukaryota; Metazoa; Chordata; Aves; Passeriformes; Acanthisittidae. The annotation marks the transcript as partial.